AUGCAGAAAGUAAGUAUUGAAAAUCGAGAAAGAGCGUUAAAUCCUCAACAUCCCUAUAGAAAGUCACGUUUAGGGUGUGCUCGUCUUGAAGCUGAUAUGGUAGAAGAGUCGGGAGAAGAUGAGAUAAAUCACAGUCAAGUGUGGAAGGCUGCCCGCGUCAAUAAGAAUGGGGUGAUUGAUAAUGAGAAUGUUCAAAGAGUUGUGGAUAAAUGUGAGAAGUUAACAGAAGCUAUAACUGAAGAAGAGAGACAAGACCUUGGUCCUACGGACAUAUUAUUCUAG
Lathyrus sativus (Indian pea) is the source of this 282-nucleotide messenger RNA. The record is from the annotation of a GenBank genome assembly. NCBI's taxonomy places the organism in Eukaryota, Viridiplantae, Streptophyta, Magnoliopsida, Fabales, Fabaceae.